This is a messenger RNA of Diuraphis noxia (Russian wheat aphid), 1715 nucleotides long. Its product is annotated as glycogen synthase kinase 3 beta homolog shaggy. NCBI's taxonomy places the organism in Eukaryota, Metazoa, Arthropoda, Insecta, Hemiptera, Aphididae. Gene Ontology annotation, molecular function: protein serine/threonine kinase activity; ATP binding. The record is from RefSeq and is a predicted model, not a curated record. Gene Ontology annotation, cellular component: axon; cytoplasm; cytosol. Gene Ontology annotation, biological process: signal transduction; regulation of microtubule cytoskeleton organization; cell differentiation.
AAUGGAGACACAGUCGCGUCGGACUCGUGAUUAAAAAAAGAUUUACGAWAACACGGACGACCCGAGGCGAAAGCUCGUUAACGGCCGACGACGACAAGCGCACAAUUUGGGCCGCUCAAAUUUAGUAUAGAUUCUCGUCGAAAAAAGUCGAAUUUCAAUAUAUUAUUCUCGUCCGUUUCUCCCGUGGUCGGGAGUUUAGUUGGUCCGUUAACGCCAAGCCGCGGUCUGCUUGUGCGCGCGCCAGUGUGUGUGUGUGUGUGUGUGUGUGUGUGUGUGUGUGUGUGUGUGUGUGUGUGUGUGUAGUGUGUACUGUGUUUGAGUGUGUGUGUGUGUGCGCGUACUGCGUACAGUCCAUCGUUGUUUUCCAAUGUGCUGCUCUGCCGCCGCCACCACUACCCUCAGGUAGUAGCGUACGCUAGCGUAGUAUGUGGGCCGCGAACCAGGCCAGAUAGGCGUAUCAGAAAAAUUUCUUCUUUUUUUUUUUAUCAAUAAAAAAAAGUGCAGAGCAAUAAAUCACGUUUCCUUUUCUCGUUUCGUUUUGUGCGGCACACAUUUUCCAUUACCACCCGUGUGUAUGUGUGUUUACGCCGAACUUCCGAGUUCUUACGAAUUAUGUAAAACCGAAGAGCAGCCUGCACAUUAGGUCGACGACGCCGACGACGACUGCUGUCUGCUACGACGACGACGAAGGUUGAUAGAAGAGCUUCUCCGAGGAGAGAACUCGACGACGAUUUUCACACCACUCGCCGGUGGACAUGAGCGGAAGGCCUAGGACCACUUCCUUUGCUGAAGGAAAUAAGACUUCUCCGAAUCCUCCUCUGGGCGGAAUUAAAGUCAUAAGUAAAGAUGGCAGUAAAGUCACUACAGUUGUGGCAAAUCCCUGCCAGGGACCAGAUCGACCCUUGGAGGUGUCGUAUACAGACACAAUGGUUAUCGGCAAUGGAAGUUUUGGUGUUGUGUACCAAGCCAAAUUAUGUGAUACAGGAGAAAUGGUUGCUAUUAAAAAAGUCCUUCAAGAUAAAAGAUUUAAAAAUCGUGAAUUACAAAUAAUGAAACGCCUAGACCAUUGUAACAUAGUGAAAUUGAAAUUCUUCUUUUAUUCAAGUGGUGACAAGAAGGAUGAAGUUUAUCUAAAUUUAGUUUUGGAAUACAUACCAGAUACUGUAUAUAAGGUUGCUCGUCAUUAUAGCAAAUUAAGGCAAACAAUUCCGAUCAACUACAUUAAGCUGUACAUGUACCAAUUAUUCCGAAGCUUGGCUUAUAUUCACUCAUUAGGCAUAUGUCAUCGUGAUAUUAAGCCUCAAAAUUUGUUAUUAAACCCUGAAACAGGAGUAUUGAAAUUGUGUGAUUUUGGCAGUGCUAAGACUCUUAUCAAGGGUGAACCUAAUGUAUCUUACAUAUGUUCAAGAUACUACCGAGCACCUGAACUAAUAUUCGGUGCUAUAGAUUACACUACAAAAAUUGAUGUAUGGAGUGCUGGAUGUGUCUUAGCAGAACUUAUGUUAGGUCAGCCAAUUUUCCCAGGAGAUUCUGGUGUUGAUCAAUUAGUGGAAAUUAUAAAAGUCCUUGGCACACCAACAAGAGAACAGAUUAGAGAAAUGAAUCCCAAUUAUACAGAAUUCAAAUUCCCACAGAUCAAAUCUCAUCCUUGGUCAAAGGUAGGUCAUUGUUUGAAUUUAAUUUUUAUUGAAUUUAACUAAUAUGUGAAAACUUAA